Molecule: messenger RNA, 1540 nt
Organism: Delphinapterus leucas (beluga whale)
Lineage: Eukaryota; Metazoa; Chordata; Mammalia; Artiodactyla; Monodontidae
Gene: CIMAP1B
Product: ciliary microtubule associated protein 1B
Cellular component (GO): cytoskeleton
Source: RefSeq, a predicted model, not a curated record
CCGGCAGCAAGCGCUCCCACCGUACCAUGGGCUCGGAAGUCUGGGUCGGCCCGUGGCGGCCGCACCGGCCCCGCGGCCCCAUCGCAGCGCUCUACAGCGGCCCGGGGCCCAAGUACAAGCUGCCAGCCAGCACCGGUUACAUCCUGCACGACCCGUCGCGGCCCCGCGCCCCCGCCUUCACCUUCGGCGCACGCCUCCCCACGCAGCAGACUUCGUGCGGCCCAGGGCCAGGUCACCUGGUGCCCGCUCGCAUGACCGUGCGCGGCCGCGACGGCGCUCCCGCCUACUCCAUCUUCGGCCGCCCGCGCCACGCAGCGCCCUUCCUCACUCCCGGACCGGGCAGGUACUUCCCGGAGCGAGCGGGGAACGCGGCGUACCCCAGCGCGCCUCGGCACACCAUCGCUCCCCGAAACUGGGGCCUCCGCGCGGAGUCGCAGACCCCAGGCCCCGGGACCUACACUGUGCCCUCGCUCCUGGGCCCGCGCGUCGUCGGUAAAGUCUCGGCGCCGAUUUACUCCAUCUACGGCCGCAGCGCGGUGGGCAGCGUCUGCGAGGACCUCAGUAAGACCCCCGGGCCCUGCGCCUACCAUGUGGUGAGCCCUGGGAUCUACAAGCCCCGGGCCCCCCAGUUCUCGAUGCUGGCGCGGACUUCGCUCCCCCAAGGCAACAGCCUGAACCCCGGGCCUGCAGCCUACAACGUGGACCAGCACCGGAAGCCUCGCGGCUGGAGCUUCGGGAUCCGGCACUCGGACUACCUGGCCCCGAUGGUGAUCGACGUGGAUGACUGACCAGCCGGGCGGGCGCGGCCCCACGAAUGUUUCUUAAAACCUCUGGAGCCAGCAGCCUGUCGGCCUCUCUGUGCUUGCGGCGAGGCAGGCGGGCAAAACGGACAGGUGGGCGGGCCCGCGAAGUCCCGGACUUCUCAAGCUCCCGCAGGCCCUCGUGAUUGGCCAGGACAGAAGUGAGCCGGGUCGUCCUGCCCCUCCGAGGCGGCUAUUGGCCUAAAUCCCUGCCUGUCGGGAGGCCCCGCCCCUCCGCGGCUCCGGCCAGGCGCGCAGUCCCACUGUUCCCACCCUGUGGCCUCCCGCAAGACGGAACGGAAACCGGCUGGGAUCCGAAGAGGACCGGCGAGCGCCGCUGUGCAGGACAGGUACGGCCCCGGAUCAAGUUGUGAGACCGAGACGUGAGAGCCAGACACGGAGACAUGCACACGGGCGACACAGACACGGGACUGAGGGGCGGACACGGGAGAGAAACGAGAAUGGGGUCAGGACAAGGGCACUUGGCCUCAGUGACACGGACACAGGACGGCGACAGGUUCCAGGUGUGUGUCGCAGCCCGGAGUGGUGGCGGCCCCACCUACCCCUGUCGCACCUGCUGAUCUCUCCCGGGGCGGGAACCAGAGCCCAAGCAGCUGCCGGGGCUGAUCAGCCUGAAGCAAGGAUACAUCAGAGGCUUCGUGCGCGCUGUGCUGGACCGGACGCGCAGGGCGCACACAUCCGUGCGUGGGGACGGCUGGCUGCCCCUGACCCCGACCCAG